UACCUGAAAAUAAUUUAAUUCUUGAGUAGUUUCAAACUUCACACACAAUGAGAAAAUAAUCAAUAGCAUCAGUUUAAUUAUCUGUGGUCAAACGUUCGGUCGAAUUAAAUCCGUUUCCAAAACGAAUUUUAAAAAUUUAUAACAAACGUAGCGACACUCGCAAUACAAAUAAGCCUCAAAGUGACGUUUUAAUACCUAAUAAUGGCAGCGCCAAAUGAUGACAUAGAAAUGGAAAAGAUAGCUGAAGACGAAUUGUCCAAAUUACAGAGACAGUUUCGUGUAAUGGAAUUGGAUCGCGCGACUGUGACAAGCAGCGUUCAGCCAACGUUGAGGGUGCAGAGGAAUAUGAUAAGAACGCUCACCCUGGAACUUGACAACAUCAUCACUGAAUUGCGUCUGACAAAGAGCACGUCGAAUCUUCUAGAGAACGCGCGUGUUAAGGAUAGGUUGAUACUGCUUCUGAAGGAGCACGAGAAGUGUUCAACGGAAGUAAAAGAACAUCGCGCCACAAUCAACGAGCUGAACUUCUUAUUGAAGCAGGUCCAGAGAGAGAUCAAAGGCCUUAGGGCCAAAGGCGUUGGAUUUGAAAAGGACUAUGCCAUCACACUAACAAACCAAACCCUCAGCAGUCAACUCGAGAACCGUCUGAACACGGCCAUGAAGAAGUUCAACUCGGUUAACAGUGACAAUUUCAAUAUGCGAAUAGAAAUAGACCGUCUGUUGCGAGACAGGCAGUUCUUCAAUAGCAUGUGGCGCGGACAGAUCCGGAGGCUGAUGGAAGGAAAAGCCCGGAUCCUUGAGCUGGUUGAAGCGGCCAUAGCCACGUAUGAACAACGCGAGGAGUGGUGCGGCAAGUUGGACGCACUAAAGGAAAAGGCGGCCCUGGACUAUCGGAAACAUUGCCUUGAGGUACGCGAGCUGCAGCGGCAGUUAGAUCACAGCUUGAAGCUUGAGGAGUUCCUCCGUACCAAGGGAACCGUUCGGCUGACGGCCGCUGACGCCAGAGAGGAAGCCAGGAGGAUCGAGCGACAGGAAAACGAGAUACGCGUAUACAACAAUUACGUAAACAUACUAGACGCUAUCAAAGAAUAUACUGGAGAGGAGGAUGUGGACAAAUUAAUCCAGGAAUUUAUACGUCGCGAGGAGGAGAAUUACGCGCUCUUCACUUAUAUCAACGAAGUUAACACUGAGCUGAAGCAUCUUAGCGAUAAUGUUAAAAUUUUGAAAUCUAAUAUUGAGGAGGAGCACGCCAAGCAGCAGGCUAAGCUUUUCAAGCAACAGGAGUCAGCUGACAACCUGCGGGCGGAUCUGCACCAGAGAAGACUGCAGGCGGACGCCCUGCACACCGCCUGCCAGAGGACCGACGCCGCACUGCGGACAGUACUCGACAGUGUCAGGGAGUUGGCUGUUUCGUCGGAGUGUGAUUCCCUGCCGCUGCUGAAGCUGUUGGGCAAGUCUUUGAAUGUGAACACCACCAACGUCCGUCUCUACAUCAAGAGCUUGGAGAAAAAAGUUGUCGAAAUGGUGGAACAGAUCAAAUUUGACGAGAGCGUCAAGUCGGCUGAAAGCAAGGAACGGACACCGCCAGCCUCAAGACGGAGGCGACGGAAUCAGCAGAACACACACACACCACCAGCACACGCGAUCACAGCACACUCCUAGUUAAUAGUUAUACACGCACACAUACACGCGGACAUUUCAUAUCAGGAUGUACACACUCAUACACAACAUAUAAAGACGUGCACACACACAUACACUUAAUUUUAGUACACACACAUCUACACAAUCCAUAUAAGGACAUGCACACUCACGAGUAAACGUCUUAACGAAAUAAAAUAUGUACUCACAUAGAUAAUAUAGAUAUUACUACAAAUACAUCCCAUGCUAUGAUUUGGUAUAUUAUAAGAAAAUUAGCAGACCCACAUACAAAAUAAAUAUUCCAUAGAUAUACAAAACGCAGCUAAACUUACAUUGUUAUAUUAAAAAAACUACUCAGUGUUCUCUACCAGUAGUAGGAGAUUUAAAAAUUACAUUUAUUUGGUAAUGUUAAUUAAAGCGCCAUCUAUCGAAAAUAGAAUGCCAUAUUUCCUACCGACCGCUACUAGCGCCGCUCUCCGGGGAAUGUGACCGUAAGUGGAACUACUCUAGUGCUUAUUCUCCAUACAAAUAGGCCUCGUAUUGUAUCAAGAAUAUAUUUGUAGGUGUAAAAACUUAUGCACGUGUUUUUGACACACGCUAUUACUUAUUUGAGUUUGUUGAUUGUAUAAGAGAUAAUUAUUUUGGUAGGUAGAUUUUAUUGCUAUUUUUCCUGUUUUAUUUUAAUUGGUUUCCUGAACGUUACUGAAUAAAUUGUAAUUAUGGCGGUAGUGACGCGUGCUUAAGAACCAGUUCCACCAAUCAAUGUUAAAUAAAUAAUGUCUUGUCGCAGCGUUUGAGGGACUGUUAGAGGUAUCGAGCGUCCCGCCACCCACUAGCGUCUGUUUAAAUGUCUCAACAUAAUUCCAGCUCUAGAGGUCCGUCAAAUGGCUACCGGACUGUUAAUUUAUUGCACUGUCAAAACUCAAACGUCCAAUCCUAUCCCUGAUUUUUGUAGCCAUAGUAACAGCAUCUGUUUUGUCAUUGUCGA
Messenger RNA from Danaus plexippus (monarch butterfly), 2626 nucleotides. RefSeq names its product coiled-coil domain-containing protein 63-like. NCBI's taxonomy places the organism in Eukaryota, Metazoa, Arthropoda, Insecta, Lepidoptera, Nymphalidae. The record is from RefSeq and is a predicted model, not a curated record. The transcript is spliced from 11 exons. Bases 202 to 1662 code for a protein of 486 amino acids.